Messenger RNA from Columba livia (rock pigeon), 5656 nucleotides. It is a transcript of the gene ADARB2, whose product is annotated as adenosine deaminase RNA specific B2 (inactive). The record is from RefSeq and is a predicted model, not a curated record. The transcript has 10 exons. Gene Ontology annotation, molecular function: double-stranded RNA adenosine deaminase activity; tRNA-specific adenosine deaminase activity; double-stranded RNA binding. Lineage: Eukaryota; Metazoa; Chordata; Aves; Columbiformes; Columbidae. Gene Ontology annotation, cellular component: nucleolus; cytoplasm. The coding region runs from base 308 to 2545 and encodes 745 amino acids. Gene Ontology annotation, biological process: RNA processing; adenosine to inosine editing.
CCCCCCGCUCCCUCCACCGCCUCCCCCCGCCCCGCACCAUUGGCUUCAAAGCGGCCGGUGCCCAGCAACUCGCAGAGGUGCAAAAAGUGGCCGCGGGGCCGGUAGAGCCUCUGCCGCCGCCCCCGGACAUCGCCCCGGCCGGGCCCGGCACGUCGGGGCGGAGGCGCGACCCCUCGCCGCGCCGCUGGGCAGCGCCGAGCAGGCAGCCAGCCCGCCCCGCCGCGUUAUAAAAGCCGCCUCCAGAAAGAGGAGAAACUCCACGGGAGGAAAACAUCUCGGCGCGGUGCUGUUCCGUUGAAGUACAGGCAUGACAUCCGUCCUGGGCAGCAGCAGGGCGUCGGGAGGGCCGAGCGGGCAGCUGAAAUGCAAGUCCAAGAGGAGGAGAAGGAGGAGAUCAAAGAGGAAAGAAAAAGUAAGCAUACUGUCAACCUUCAUAGCACCCUUCAAGUACCUGAGUCCUGGUACAACCACCAUGGAGGAUGAAGACAGUUUAAGUACCAGCAGUGCAGAAGUAAAGGAAAAUCGAAACAUUGGCAACCUGGAGGAUCAUCCAAUAUCCUCUAAUGAGAGGGCAAGAGGGGGAACACCUAGCAGUAAGAGAAAAAGACCCUUAGAGGAAGGCAAUAAUGGCCAUUUCUGCAAACUCCAGCUCAUCUGGAAAAAAGUCUCGUGGUCAGUGACGCCAAAGAAUGCUCUGGUUCAGCUACAUGAACUUAAACCAGGUUUACAAUAUAAAAUGGUUUCCCAGACAGGUCCAGUGCAUGCUCCAGUCUUUGCUGUUGCUGUGGAAGUAAAUGGACUUACGUUUGAAGGCACAGGGCCCACAAAAAAGAAAGCCAAAAUGCGUGCUGCAGAGCUGGCUCUGAAGUCAUUUGUUCAGUUCCCCAACGCCUGCCAAGCUCACUUUGCCAUGGGGAAUUGCAUCAACCCAUCCACGGACUUUACUUCUGAUCAGGCAGACUUUCCAGACACUCUGUUCAAGGAGUUCGAACCAUCUACACACAACGAGGACUUUUCAGUCUAUAACCCCGUUAAUAACGAAUUACUUUCCACUGCUUAUCGACACGGGCGCUUACUCUGCCAUACACUGGACUUAAUGGGCCACGGUAAGCAAAACAAGCACAAGAUGGCAUCCAAAGCAGAGAGCGAGAAGAACCCAGUGGUGCUGCUAAAUGAGCUGCGGUCGGGCCUGCGGUACGUCUGCCUGUCGGAGACUGUGGAGAAGCAGCACAGCAAGAGUUUUGUGAUGGCGGUGAGAGUGGAUGGGAGAACAUUUGAAGGCUCAGGACGCAGCAAGAAGCUGGCCAAGGGUCAAGCAGCACAGGCGGCCCUGCAGGCACUCUUUAACAUUCGGCUGCCCAGCCACAUUCCCAGCAGAAGUAAAUGUCACCAUUUGCCACAGGAUUUUGCCGACUCUGUAUACCAAAUGGUUGCACAGAAGUUCCAGGAGCUGACAGAUAAUUUCACUUCCAUGCAUGCAUGCCACAAAAGUCUUGCAGGCAUUGUGAUGACCAAAGGUUUGGACACCAGGCAAGCUCAGGUUAUUGUGCUGUCAUCGGGUACCAAAUGUAUAAAUGGGGAAUACAUUAAUGACCAGGGGCUUGCGGUCAACGACUGCCAUGCAGAAAUUGUGGCAAGGAGGGCAUUUGUUCACUUCCUCUACUCACAGCUGGAGUUACACUUAAGCAAACGGCGAGAAGACUGGGAGCGAUCAAUCUUCGUGCGAUUAAAAGAGGGAGGCUACAGGCUGCGGGAGAACAUCCUGUUCCAUCUGUACGUGAGCACAUCACCCUGCGGAGAUGCACGCCUCAACUCCCCCUAUGAAAUCACAACCGACUUAAACAGCAGCAAGCACAUAGUGAGAAAAUACCGCGGGCACCUCCGAACCAAGAUUGAGUCUGGAGAAGGAACCAUUCCCGUCCGGUGUCACAACGCGGCUCAGACGUGGGACGGCGUCUUGCUGGGAGAGCAGCUCAUCACCAUGUCCUGUACAGACAAAAUCGCCAGAUGGAACAUCCUUGGGCUACAAGGUGCUCUCCUCAGCUCCUUCAUUGAACCCAUGUACUUGCACAGCAUCAUUGUGGGAAGCCUCUAUCACACUGGUCACCUUUCCCGGGUAAUGAGCCAUAGAAUAGAAGACAUUGGUCAGCUGCCAGCUUCAUACCGGCGCAAUCAGCUGCUUCUCAGUGGGGUUAGCCACGCUGAUGCCCGGCAGCCUGGAAAAUCUCCCAGCUUCAGUGUGAACUGGGUUGUGGGGAACACCGACCUGGAGGUUAUCAAUGCCACGACGGGGAAAAGGACCUGUGGGAGUCCCUCACGGCUCUGCAAACACAUGUUCUUCACUCGAUGGGCAAAGCUUCAUGGCAAGCUGAGCACACGAACACCAAGCCAUGGAGACAUGCCAUCAGUGUACAGCGAGGCAAAGCUGGUGGCUCAGACAUACCAGUCUGUCAAGCAGCAGCUGUUUAAAGCGUUUCAGAAAGCCGGUCUGGGCACCUGGGUGAAGAAACCCCCAGAGCAAGAUCAGUUCCUACUAACUGUAUAAAUCACUUGACACCUUUGCUAUGUGACCGGAUCAAAUCAGCUGGAGAGGCGGCUAGGCAGGAUGCAUGAGCUGAGAGAAUCAAAGCAGUUUCAGAUUUAACAGCAACCUCCAUGGGAAUAUUUGCUUUUAAUUCUGUAUUGGAAAUAGAUAAAUAGAAAUGUGUCUGAUGCACUGAACUCAACUUUAGAAAAUUGCUUUUUCAUGAUCCCUUCCCAAGAAUGUACCUGCCCAAAUUAUAAUGCCACCCCCACAAAGAUUCUGCUUUUCAUUGUUUAUUGUUGUUGUUUAUUACUGACUUUAGGCAUUAGCAGGCCACCUGUCUGACCCAAAAUAGAGUUUGUUUUCCCUCACACAAUCAGUGCAAAAGUCAUCACUGAAUGAUGGAAAAUAGUGAGCAAAGCUGGAAGUACCUCAGGCGCACAGCAUGACAGCAGGUCUCAGAACAUCCAUAAUCACCCACAAAAAAGGUGUCUAGCCUCUAUGCAAAAAUCAUCCUGUUAGCUGCCUAAAUCUGUGAGAAAGAAUUUGGACCUCAAAGAUACGCAGCAUUUUUAAACUCCGCUUUCCUGGUUCUGAGCACAAAGCCGAGCGUUGGGAUUCCCUUGGUUUUCACGCUUACUCCCUCUGACGCCUUGGACAAACCACUUCCCACCAAAUCUUCAAUUCUGACCACAGAUUUUAAUUAUCUGAGCCCAGCUUGUCACACAUGACUUUUAGACACCAACCACAAUGCAGGUGCCUACCAAACCUGUGCUGCCUUCAGAGGUGCACGGCUCUGCAGGGACUGCUGGUGACAAGCAGUGGGACAAUGUUCCCAGCUCAGGUGGCUGCCUAUGAUCAGGCACACUGGAGCCAGGACCCAGAGCCUCAGAUUUCCAAGCUUCUGAUGAUCCACGACUCUAAAUUAAGUGGGUGUGAGCUCAGGAUGCUCCACACAUCUGAAAAACUGCUGGAUUGGGUGGCCACAACUAAGACAUCCCAAACUAGAGAGCACAACUGAUAUUUGGCCCUUUCCUGCCUUAGUUUCUCCAUCUGUCAAAUGGGAACCUGCUUCACAUCUAAGAAACUUGGUAGGAUCAAAGUGCUCUGAUCAUAAGCCAGAUUCUGCCACUCUUGCAGUAAGUUUUACCUCCCCACAUAGUCCAGUUGACGUAAGUGCAGCAGAUGUAACUACAGGCUUGGGUAACGUCUUACUCAAUGUAAGGGUUUUCAGAUUCUAGCUCUUUGUAAAUGCCAAGUAUUAUUACUAUUCUUGUUCAUCUGCAGCCUGAAAAGCAGGUGGGGUUUUUCAGUUGGGAGAUGAGUAGCACCCAACAGUUAAAUGUUUUCUUCAUAACUGUGGCUGGGUCUGAUAUAAUCUCAUCUUUCAUCAAAAUGCAGCAGAUAGUCAUAGGAGAACUGAGCUUUGAUAGUCCCACUGUAGUACCAACCUUCAAACACCCUGUAUAUUUCUUUCAGUUUUUCGGUUUUUAAAUGACAGGAUUUGCGGGUAUAUAACUACUGUUUUCUUUUUAUUCCUGUGAUUCUCUUUAAAUCUGUAUAUAACAUGCUGCUACUGAUUUGUGAUAAUUGUCUUGGUAUUUUCUCAGAAUUGUCAAGCUGAGUUACUUUUCAAACAACACAAGGCUCAUAUUUUUCCAUGUAAUUUCCUUUACACAGAAAACUGUUCCUAUCAAUAAAGAUAGAUGCUCUUUGUAUAGGAUUUAUCAUGUUUGGAGAGCCAUAUACAGUAAAUACAUUGUUUAUUGAUGCCCACAAUAGAAUAGCUACAGUAUUUUGAUGAGAUUUUAUUUUUAGAUUAUAAACUACAAGAUGUAUCUAUAGUGUCUUGUAUAAAAACCAAUUGUGAUAAACUAGAAUUUUUAAAUUAGAUAAAACAAAGCUCUCCCCUUCCAGAAACCUUUUCAGCAAAAUAAUACAUUCCAUAUUAACUACCAAAAAUAUUUUAAAAAAUAUCCUUAGAGUAGAUAUAGUUAAAAAAAAAAAAAAAAGAAAAAAAAAGAACGUUUCAAUAAUGGAAGAAUUUUGUGAUAACCACUUUGUCAAUACUUCGACCACUUUGUCAGCUCCUCUGAUUAACAUUCAGAAUACUUUUGGCACCUUCUGGAGCUUACUGGUACCUCCACACCGUCCCAUCCUCUAACACAGCUGUCACUGGUGCAUUCCUCUGCUGUGAUCCAGGCAGCAAAGGUGCCCAAAGGGGUGGCGGGCAGGUGGGGGUCAGGUCCAUGAUUGGAGAUACGGGAGAAGCUGUGGGUGACAUGGCCAGUGGUGGUCCCAGGGACGCUGGUUGCUCCCACCAGGGGAGAGAAACCACAGAGUGACCAGAGAGGAGAUGAAGGUUUCUCCUGCAGAGAUCCACAGGGCAGGGAGAAGCAGCGUCUUCUACUUUUACGCUCCAAGUUAGUCUUUGUCUAGCACACAAGAGACCUCAACGGCUCCUCCUUGCAUCUCCCUGCCUAAUCCACCCUCCUCCAGCCCUCCCAUGGCCAUCAGCUCAACUAGUGCACAUAGCUCCUCAGGCUGGUGUUGCAGCUACCAAGACAAAACACCAUGCCUGGUUACUUUUAAGGACAAAAAGGAAAGUGUGGUGGGAUUGAAUUAUUCUUUGUGGCAAGAAAUACAUAAAUACAAUCCGGGAUUCAGCUGCCAGCACGAUCUCAGUGGUGGGGACUGAACGGAGUCCCCCUGCAAGUGGGCAUCAGCUGAUCUCAUGGAAGGCUUUGGAGUUGCACCUGCUUGCACUAGGGUUGAAUGUGACCUUAAAUGUCUACUUCUUCUCAUUAUGUGCAGCGAUAGUGUGUGAUGGGGCCACAUCCCAGAAGCACACAUGACCUACAUGCAGCAUUUCCUGAAGCAAAGGAAAACUUGCUCUGUAGUAAUUCUUUAGUGAAGAUUCUGUACAUUAUACGCAUGAGUGAAUGGCAAUACUGUACUACUGGUUGUACAUUUGUAAUAUUUGUAAAAAAGAGAAACUCAAAAGACAACAGAAGAAAAUAAAUCUGAAUUUACAUAUGUGAAUUUGCUGCUAAGUUCUGUAAAUUGCACUUCAGUGAUACCUGAUAAGUGAAUGUUUCUGUUAAGUGAAUAAAAUACCAAGUAAAAUUGUUA